UGAAAAGGGUAACAGGUUGAAAGCUCUCCCCAAAGUCGACCAUUUAAUGCCAUCAGUACACCUAAUAAUAUUCUUGGGAAGUCGCCAAUCUUUCCUUAGUCACCAAUUUCGGCGUCGUCUCCCAGAUAACCUGAGAAAUCAGUUCAGCUACAAUAUGCCUACACAGAAAUCUCUCAUUGAAGAUGCGCGACCAGAUAUGGCGGGCUAUGAGACCUUGUAUAAGUACAUACACAAACACCCCGAGUUGUCUCAUCAAGAAGCUGAAACGGCAUCAUUGAUCGUUCGACAAUUGAAGGCAUUGAGCGCCAAUUUUGAAAUUCGGACAGGGAUCGGAGGCCACGGAUUAGUCGCAAUCUUGCGAAAUGGGCCAGGGUCAACUGUUUUACUGCGCGCAGACUUCGAUGCUCUUCCCGUGGCUGAGAAGACCAACCUUGAAUAUGCGAGUGUUCGAACACAGAUUGACAGCAGCGGAAAGGAAACUCCAGUCAUGCACGCCUGUGGACACGAUGUUCAUGUUGUGUGUUUGUUGAUCGCAGCUGAGACACUCCUGAAGAUGCGCAAGUCUUGGACCGGGACUAUCGUCUUCCUCUUUCAACCGGCUGAAGAGGCGGGAGAUGGAGCUCGAGGAAUGGUCGAGGAUGGCCUGUUUGACAGUGCUCGACACAAUUGCCCAAUCCCGGAUAUUGUGCUAGGUCAGCACGUUGCUCCUAUUCCAGCGGGAAUGGUUACCUCCAAAAGCGGUGCUAUCAUGAGUUCGUCCGACAGUAUGAAGGUCACUAUCUAUGGUCGAGGGGGGCACGGUAGUAUGCCGCAUCGAUGCAUAGAUCCGAUUGUUAUUGCCAGUCAUAUUGUCGUCCGCCUUCAGACUAUUGUAAGUCGCGUGGUUCCUCCUGACGAAGUUGCCGUUAUCACAGUUGGAGCAAUCCAUGCUGGCGAGGCUGAGAAUGUUAUCUGCGAUCAUGCCUUUUUUACUAUCAACGUCCGCACUCUUUCUGAUGAGGUUCGAUCUACUGUUCUGGAGCAUAUUCGCAAGGUUAUCGAGAGCGAGUGCGACGCAGGCUUUUGUGAGAAACCACCGUCGAUCGAACAUCACAUGAGCGUCCCUGUCACCGACAAUGCCCACGCCACCGAGAGCAAGUUGCAGCAGACAUUUAGGGAUCUUUUUGGACCUGAGUUCUUUGUCGCACCCAAGAGCAGUCUAGCUAGCGAAGACUUUAGCAUUCUUGCAUCUUCAAUUGGAAAGCCGUAUUGUUUCUGGCUAUUCGGCGGGACAGAUAGAGAGCUCUGGAAUUCUUUGCUGUCCAAAAGUCAACUGGAUAAAGUCCCUAUCAAUCAUAGCGCGCAGUUUGCUCCAGCAAUCCAUCCAACACUUCAAACCGGAGGCGAUGCAAUGACAGCUGCAGCGCUCACUUUUCUGGAUAUAUCAUGAUAGCUGUUAUUGACAAAGUGGAUUAUAUAUUUCUGACUUCAUACUAGGAUCAGAUUUUAUACUCGGCUAGUUACCUUCCACUCUCGCCUCAUGUCCUGCUCUAUAGUAUCUACUACCGUAAUAAUAACUAGUCCCUGAGGCUUCU
Molecule: messenger RNA, 1574 nt
Organism: Exophiala dermatitidis NIH/UT8656
Lineage: Eukaryota; Fungi; Ascomycota; Eurotiomycetes; Chaetothyriales; Herpotrichiellaceae
Product: hippurate hydrolase
Exons: 2
Coding region: 47-1429 (460 amino acids)
Molecular function (GO): hydrolase activity
Source: RefSeq, a predicted model, not a curated record